AUGCCUCUAGGAAUUUCUGGUACUUUCAACUUCAUGAUUGUAUUCCAGGCUGAGCACAACAUCCUUAUGCACCCAUUUCACAUGCUAGGCGUAGCUGGUGUAUUCGGCGGCUCCCUAUUUAGUGCUAUGCAUGGUUCUUUGGUAACCUCUAGUUUGAUUAGGGAAACCACAGAAAAUGAAUCUGCUAAUGAAGGUUACAGAUUCGGUCAAGAAGAAGAAACUUAUAAUAUCGUAGCCGCUCAUGGUAUCGGGUUCACUGCUUUAGGUAUCAGCACUAUGGCUUUCAACCUAAAUGGUUUCAAUUUUAACCAAUCGGUAGUUGAUAGUCAAGGCCGUGUAAUUAAUACUUGGGCUGAUAUCAUUAACCGUGCUAACCUUGGUAUGGAAGUUAUGCAUGAACGUAAUGCUCAUAAUUUCCCUCUAGACUUAGUUGCUAUCGAAGCUCCAUCUACAAAUGGAUAA
Molecule: messenger RNA, 462 nt
Organism: Lactuca virosa
Lineage: Eukaryota; Viridiplantae; Streptophyta; Magnoliopsida; Asterales; Asteraceae
Source: the annotation of a GenBank genome assembly